AUGCCCCUUUUCCGGCUGAAGACGGCGUUCCCGCUGUUCGCCCUGCUCUCGAUUGGUAUCUUCUUCUGGUGCAUGGAGCGAUAUGAUCGAUCAUCAUUACUGCGAUUCAAGCGUCCCAUCGAUCAGGUGAACCUCGGAAACAGCCAGUCUCAAAUAGACAUGUCAGCCGGAGGUCAGCCACAGGACGGCCAUACCUGCGAGGUUGAUCCCAAGCUGGCUGCUCCUCUGCCCUUCUCUGAGUGGCUUCCUCGCAAGAACUACACCCGUGCUUACUUCCGCCCUCGUCCCGUCAACCCUGAUACCCAAUUCCACACCCUUGAGGAAAUCCAGAAGCCUGUCCUUCCUCCCAUGGUCGCUAUGGAACGCGGAAUGGUCGUUUCCCCGGAAAACAAAGAUGACGCCUUCGUCUGCCCCGAGAUCGUCGACGUCGACGUUGCCGCUGAUGACGAUGUGGAGGAGACCUCGAAGAUUUUGUUCGGUCUGGCCACCACUGUGGACCGUUUGGAUCGCCUUCUCCCAUCUUUACUUUACAGCUACGGCAACACCAAGGCCGGCCUGGUUGUCUUGGUUCCUGAGUCUGAUGAUGACCUGGAGAAACAAGAAACCUACUUCCGCAACCGAGGUCUCGACCUGACCCUCGUCGCCUCUUCUCUGGAUUUCACCGCUCGUUACUUCGGCAUGGUUGAAGCAUUCUCGGAGCAUAUUCGCAAGCACCGUCCCCACACUACCUGGGUUGGAUUCAGCGAUGACGAUACAUUUUUCCUCUCCCUUCCUACCCUUGCCAAGGAGCUAAAGCUCUUUGACGAGAAGAAGAAGCACUACAUUGGCUCUCUGUCGGAAGCUAGCUGGCAAGUGGAUACCUUUGGACAUAUCGCUUUCGGUGGUGCCGGUGUUUUCGUAUCCAAGCCCCUUCUGGAUGUCCUUAUGAAGUACUAUGACGAAUGCCAGUCCUGGGGUGAGCAACCUGGUGACCAGAAGCUCGGCCAAUGUAUCCAGCGCUUUGGUGAUACUCAGCUGACUCUCUGGCCCUCGCUUUUCCAAAUGGACAUGACUGAGCCUGUCGACGGUGUUUAUGAGUCUGGCCGCAAGAUCGAAUCCAUGCACCAUUGGAACAGUUGGUACACCAAGGACGUGGUGAAGAUGACUACUGUUGCUGCUGCUGCUGGGCGCAAGUCCGUGCUGCGUCGCUGGGUUUUCGACCAGGAAGAGACCGUCAACACCGUGACUGGUGAGUCGGUUCGUCACUUCUGGGUUUUGACAAAUGGAUACUCUUUGGUCAAGUACACCUACGACGAAUCUGUGCCUGAUGAUGCUAUCGACUUCGAUGCUGUCGAGAAGACUUGGCCUGAGGACCCUCGUGGUUUCGAGGAACGUCUGGGUCCUCUUCGUCCCCUUGAGGAAGAGGGGGUUACCAAAGACCGUUGGUUGCUCCACGACGCCUAUGUCGUUGGUGACAAUGUUCACCAAUUCUACGCGCGUGAGGAAGAUGAGGGUCACAGCGUCAUUGAGAUUGUCUGGCUUGGCCCCAAGGGCGGUGGUGGCGGUGGUAUCAGUGAUCACCAGAUUCUUGGUACCUACCAGCAAUAA
Messenger RNA from Penicillium angulare, 1587 nucleotides. It is a transcript of the gene gfsA, whose product is annotated as glycosyltransferase family 31 protein. NCBI's taxonomy places the organism in Eukaryota, Fungi, Ascomycota, Eurotiomycetes, Eurotiales, Aspergillaceae. The transcript has a single exon. Gene Ontology annotation, cellular component: membrane. The record is from RefSeq and is a predicted model, not a curated record. Bases 1 to 1587 code for a protein of 528 amino acids. Gene Ontology annotation, molecular function: acetylglucosaminyltransferase activity.